This is a messenger RNA of Elephantulus edwardii (Cape elephant shrew), 3154 nucleotides long. It is a transcript of the gene SIPA1, whose product is annotated as signal-induced proliferation-associated 1. The coding region runs from base 44 to 3154 and encodes 1036 amino acids. Gene Ontology annotation, biological process: activation of GTPase activity; regulation of small GTPase mediated signal transduction; epithelial cell morphogenesis. Gene Ontology annotation, molecular function: protein binding; GTPase activator activity. Gene Ontology annotation, cellular component: cytoplasm; Golgi apparatus; plasma membrane. The record is from RefSeq and is a predicted model, not a curated record. The transcript has 15 exons. NCBI's taxonomy places the organism in Eukaryota, Metazoa, Chordata, Mammalia, Macroscelidea, Macroscelididae.
CCAAUGCGGCCCUGCCCCCAAGAGCCUGGCCCACAGCACGCCCAUGUGGGCCGGAGGCGCGGGGAGCCCUCGGCGGGGCCCACCCCCGACACCCACCGAUGACCUCUUCGCCCGCAAGCUGCGCCAGCCGUCCCGGCCCCCGCUGACCCCGCACACCUUCGAGCCCAGGCCCCUCCGCAGUCCACUCCUGCGCAGCGGCAGUGAUGCUGGCGAGACCCGGCCCCCGGCGCCCACCAGCCCCCGGGCCCGCGCCCACAGCCACGAGGAGGCCCCCCGCCCCGCGGCAGCACCCACCCGGCUCUUCGCGGACCCCCUGGCGCUGCUGGGACUGCCGGCAGAGGAGCCAGAGCCCGACUUCCCGCCGGUGCCCGAGCCCCGCUGGUUCGCUCACUACGACGUCCAGAGCCUGCUCUUCGACUGGACGCCCAGGCCCCGGGGUUCGGGCCCGCACUCGGAGGCUGCCCCUGGUACCCCGAUCACCACCGAUGACCAGGCCAUCAGCUCGGACCUGCUGCUCGGGGCGCCUGGCUUUGUGAGCGAGCUCGGGGGUGAGGGGGAGCUAGGCCUGGGGGGACUAGUGCCCCCACCUGUGCCCCCCGCACUGCCCAACACGGCUGUAUCGGUGCUGGAGCAGCCACAGAACCGGACUGCAGCCUACAGCCUGGAGCACGCAGACCUGGGCGCAGGCUACUAUCGCAAGUACUUCUAUGGCAAAGAACACCAGAACUUCUUUGGUCUGGAUGAGGUGUUGGGCCCAGUGGCCGUGAGCCUGCGGCGGGAGGAGAAGGAGGGCAGCGGAGGAGGCACGCUGCACAGCUACCGCAUCAUCGUACGGACCACGCAGCUCCGGACACUCCGAGGCACCAUCUCGGAGGAUGCGCUGCCACCGGGGCCCCCAAGAGGCCUGUCCCCCAAGAAGCUUCUAGAGCAUGUGGCACCGCGGCUGAGCCCCACCUGCCUGCGCCUGGGCUCCGCCUCCCCGAAGGUGCCACGCACGCUGCUCACGCUGGAUGAGCAAGUGCUGAGCUUCCAGCGCAAGGUGGGCAUCCUGUACUGCCGGGCGGGCCAGGGCUCGGAGGAGGAAAUGUACAACAACCAGGAGGCGGGAUCCGCCUUCACACAGUUCCUCACCCUGCUGGGCGAUGUGGUGCGGCUCAAAGGCUUCGCGAGUUACCGGGCCCAGCUGGACACCAAAACGGACUCCACCGGCACGCAUUCACUCUACACCAUGUACCAGGACCACGAGAUCAUGUUCCACGUGUCCACAAUGCUGCCCUACACCCCCAACAACCAGCAGCAGCUCCUGAGGAAGCGUCACAUUGGCAACGACAUAGUGACCAUCGUGUUCCAGGAGCCUGGCAGCAAGCCCUUCUGCCCCGCCACCAUCCGCUCACACUUCCAGCACGUGUUUCUGGUGGUGCGGGCGCAUGCGCCCUGCACCCCGCACACGUCCUACAGAGUGGCCGUGAGCCGCACCCAGGACACCCCGGCCUUCGGGCCAGCUCUGCCUCCUGGCGGGGGUCCCUUCCCUGCCAACGCUGACUUCCGGGCCUUCCUGCUGGCGAAGGCCCUCAAUGGCGAGCAGGCGGCAGGCCACGCGCGCCAGUUCCACGCCAUGGCGACACGCACACGCCAGCAGUAUCUGCAGGACCUGGCCACCAACGAGGUGACCACGACGUCGCUGGACUCAGCCUCGCGUUUCGGCCUGCCGUCGCUGGGUGGAAGGCGACGCGCGGCCCCUCGGGGUCCGGGCGCUGAGCUGCAGGCGGCGGGCGCGCUCGUGUGGGGGGUGCGCGCGGCCCCGGGAGCGCGUGGCGCCGCUGGGGGCGAGGCGGACGGCGCCGAGGUGCCUUGUCUGCUGGGCAUCUCGGCCGAGGCGCUGGUGCUGGUGGCGCCGCGCGAUGGUAACGUAGUCUUCAACUGCUCCUGCCGCGACGUGCUGGCCUGGACCUUCUCAGAGCAGCAGCUCGACCUGUACCACGGCCGCGGGGAGGCCAUCACCCUGCGUGUCGACGGGCCCCCGGGCCAGGCUGUCGGGGAGAUCGUGGCGCGCCUUCAGCUGGUGAGUCGGGGCUGUGAGACCCGGGAGCUGGCGCUGCCGCGAGAUGGCCAAGGCCGCCUGGGCUUCGAUGCAGACGCCGAGGGCUUUGUCACACACGUGGAGCGCUUCACGUUCGCCGAGACGGCGGGGCUGCGGCCCGGGGCGCGCCUGCUGCGCGUGUGCGGCCAGACGCUGCCACGACUCGGACCCGGAGCCGCUGCCCAGCUGCUGCGCGGGGCGCCCAAGGUCUGCGUCACCGUGCUGCCCCCCGACGAGACCGGCCGGCCGCGCAGGAGCUUCUCGGAGCUGUACACGCUGUCUCUGCAGGAACCCAGCCGGCGGGGUGCCCCCGAGCCUGUACCUGAUGACGCCCCUGUGGUGGCCCUGCUGCCAGCCACAGAGCAGCUCCUACACCUGUGCCUGCCCGAUGGCGGGGGUCCCACGGCGCCCGGGGACCUGGCUGAGGAGAGGACCGAGUUCCUGCACAGUCAGAGCUCACCGUCACCCUGCAGCUCCCUGUCAGACGAGGCCCCCGUGCUGCCUACCACCACCCCGGACCUCCUCCUAGUCACCACAGCCAAGCCUUCAGCACCUACUGCUGGCCAGGAGACGCCCCACACCCAAGAUGGGCCUGGUCCUGGAGGCUGUGAAGACAGGGAAGACCCCACCCCAGGGCUGAGGGCCUCCUUCCUGCCACGCACCUUGUCCCUGCGGAACUCCAUCAGCAAGAUCAUGUCGGAGGCGGGCAGUGAGACCCUGGAGGACGAGUGGCAGUCCAUCUCAGAGAUCGCGUCCACAUGCAACACCAUCCUGGAGUCGCUGUCUCGGGAGGGACAGCCCCUCCCUGAAAGUGGAGACCCCAAGGGAGCCCCAAAGGCUGAUGCUGAGCCAGAGCCAGGGAGCCUGUCAGAGAAGGUGUCUCACCUGGAGUCCAUGCUCAAGAAGCUGCAGGAGGAUCUGCAGAAGGAGAAGGCAGACAGGGCAGCCCUGGAGGAGGAGGUGAGGAGCCUGCGGCAUAACAACCUGCGGCUGCAGGCUGCGUCCGAGAGUGCGGCCACCCGCCUGCUCAUGGCCUCCAAGCAGCUGGGCUCGCCCACCACCGACCUGGCCUGA